ACGGAGCUGAACACAGUGAGCUGAGCUCUGUGGUCUAGACCUGAGACAGACGACCGUUGAGGUCUGCAUCGCAGUCUCUGCUCUCUUCGGGAAAUGCAAGGGUUUCAAAUGGGCUGAAGAAGGUGCCUUCAGACCGUACGUCAGGAUGAACAGCAGCAGCAGAUCUGUGAACUCGACCGCAAUAAGAGCGGAGCUCAGGAGGCAUGAGUCCGUCCAGACCUCCAUCCAGCGCCUGUUCAGACAGUUUGAGAAGGUUGGAGAUACGCAGCUGUGCUCCGGACUGAAGAUCUGCCUCAGGAGCCUGCAAGUCAAUAUUGCCAACAGCCAAGAGUGGACCCUGAACCGAUCCGUCCCCGAGCUCCACCUGGGGGUCCUGGGGAGUCUGAAGAGCGGGAAGUCGGCUCUGGUGAACAAAUACAUCACAGGCAGCUACGUGGCUCUGGAGAAGGCUGACGGGGGCCGGUACAAGAAGGAGGCGCUGGUGGACGGCCUCAGCCACCUGCUCCUGAUCCGCGAGGAGCCCGGGGCCCCCGACACCCAGUUCAGCAGCUGGGUGGACGCGGUGCUGCUGGUGUUCAGCCUGGAGAACGAGGCCAGCUUCCAGGAGCUCUACCAGCUCUACAGCCAGCUGCACUCUCACCGAGCGGACCUCCCCGUCAUAGUGGUGGGCACCCAAGACAAAAUCACGAGCAGCAACCCGCGGGUGAUCGAUGACCAGAGGGCCCGGCAGCUGUGCAUCGAUGUGCGUCACUCCCUCUUCUACGAGACCUGCGCCACCUACGGCUUCAACGUGGACCGCGUCUUCUCCGAGGCCGUCCAGAAGAUUGUGGCCCAGAAGAAGCAAGCCGCCCUCCAGGCCUGCAAGUCCCUCCCAAACUCCCCCAGCCACUCCGGGGGCUCCACACCGGGCUCCGCCUCCUUCCCCGGCCAGGUCGUUAACGGCCAGGGAGGUGAGGCCUACCCCUCCUCCCUCCCCUCCACCCCCGUGGUCAGUCAUAGGGGGCUGGGGGUGGGGGGGGAGGGGACGGGAGGCAGCGCCACCCCUCGCUCCCAGAAGAACACCCCUCACCGCCGGCCCUCGCUGUUCAAGAAUCGCGACGCAGACAAAAAGGGGACGGAUCCUAAAGGCGACUUGGGGAGCGGCCGAGCCAUCUCACUCAAGCAGAGCAUCCUCUGGAAGCGCAGCGGCAGCUCUCUGAAUAAAGAGUGGAAGAAGAAGUACGUCACGCUGUCCAACAACGGCAUGCUGUCCUACCACUCCAGCUCCAGUGACUACAUGCAGAACGUCCACGGGAAGGAGAUCGACCUGCUGCGCGUCACCGUCAAGGUUCCUGGGAAGCGCCCCCCGAGGGCCGUGGCCCCGGCGGGCCCCUGCGCUGGGCCCGCCCUGGCCCCCGCCGCCGGGGUGAACGGGGUCCCGAAGGGGGGGCCCUCUUCCUCCACCGAGGGGCCCGCCAGCAGCCUCAGUGGUCCUCAGCUGUGUCCCUCCACGCUGACGGUUGCUGACGACAGGGCGGGCGUUCUGUCGCCGCUAGGGGGCGACAAAGGGCUCCAGCGCUGCUCGUCCUCACUCUCUACCAAGGCCCAAAGUGUCGAUGCCCUUGAAGGAGUAGCCAAUACCUUCACUGCUAAGGAGGCCAGCCAAUCGUCUCCCCUGAGUGACAGGAAGAAGAACCGGAGGAAGAAGAGUAUGAACCAGAAGGGAGAAGCUGUGGUGGGACAGGCUGAAGAGGAGGAGAACGCAGACUUCAUCGUGGUGUCCUUCACGGGGCAGACCUGGCACUUUGAGGCCCAGAGCCUGGAGGAGAGGGACGCCUGGGUGGCGGGCAUCGAGAGCCAGAUCCUGGCCAGCCUGCAGGCCUGUGAGAGCGGCCGCAACAAGGCCCGGAGGAGCAGUCGGAGUGAGGCAGUGGCCUUACAAGCGAUCCGUAACACCAAGGGCAACGGCCUGUGUGUGGACUGCGGAGCGCAGAACCCCACCUGGGCCAGCCUGAACCUGGGAGCCCUGAUCUGCAUCGAGUGCUCCGGGAUCCACCGCAACCUGGGCACCCACCUCUCCAGGGUGCGCUCCCUGGACCUGGACGACUGGCCCGGAGAGCUCACCCAGGUGUUGGCCGCCAUCGGCAACCACAUGGCCAACAGCAUCUGGGAGAGCUGCACCCAGGGCCGGGCCAAGCCCGCACCCCACUCCUCCCGCGAGGAGAGGGAGUCCUGGAUCCGGGCCAAGUACGAGCAGCGUCUGUUCGUGCCGCCGCUGGGCCCCGCGCCCGGGGAGGAGGCCGGCGCGGGGCGGGGCGCGGCGCUGCGGCUGCUGUCGGCCGUCACCGAGAGGGACCUGCCCGGGCUGCUGCUGCUGCUGGUCCACAGCACCAAGGAGCAGAUCAACGCCCCCCCGGCCGGCCCCCCGCCGGCCCCCGCCUGCAGCGCGCUGCACGCGGCCUGCCAGCUGGGGGACGUCGUGAUGACCCAGCUGCUCAUAUGGUAUGGCAGUGAUGUCGAAGCCAGGGACACCCAGGGCCGUACAGCUCUGGUCUUCGCCAGAAAGACUGGCAGCAAGGGCUGCGUGGACAUCCUGCUCCAACACGGCUGCCCCAACGACGCCACGCCCACCACCACCCCCGUCCUCUCCCGCCGGUCCAGCACGGCCAGCCUGGGGCGGAGCAACUCCCGGCAGCGGCCCUCAUAGCCUGGACUGACCAGGACGCCGCUCCACGGGGACACUGGCUCUGCUGAGUACGAUUGGUCGAAUUUAGAAACCUAACAUCGCCAUGGAUGCUGGCCGAGUGGACUUUCCUGGAGGCCUCCAGUACACUGAGGGAGAAGUAGUAUACAUAACAUGCUUAAAUAUAUAUAUAUACACACACACAUAUAUAUUCAUAUAUAUAUAUAUAUGUGUGUGUGUAGGGAUAUUCUCAAUUUUAUGUCUGAAGACUGAGCAACAUAUCAAACAACUGAAAAGCAAUAUUCAUUCGAUUCGUUGGUGUUCCAAAUAUUGCCGGACUGUAUGUAGUCGUCGUUGGCCCGUUUCCGAUGCAUCUCAAAGUCCCUCGAAGACCAAUCAGCUCCUGUAUCACUUCCUCGUAAAAAAGUGGACGAAAGUAUCGAUGACCAUGAAAUAUAGUCCAAGCCUAUUGACCACUGGGACCUUGUUGUCAUUGUUGUUGUUUUUCAAGGUUUUGUUGUGGCUGGACCAAAACUAGUUUUUUGUUUGUUUGGCUCAAUCAAUGACAUGGAACUAUAUGGCAUGUUGUUUGGCAUGUUUUCAUGUGUCAACCGGACGACAGAAACGUGGCAAACAACAUAAUUUACCAUGGUUCAACUGAUUAAAAUGUGUACAAUUCCACUUAGAUUAGACUGCGGAAUGGUAUGAAAGAAAUAAAAAAAAUACAUGUUGAUAUUACUCCCACAAGUUGAAAAAAUGAUGUUUUAAUAUAUUGUAAAUGUACCUACUACUUAAUGUUUACUGUGGUGACCAUACAGGCUCUGAAGAAACAAGCCCCUGUUUUGUAAAUGGUUUCUUACCAGUAGUUUUAAAUGUUUUUUUUUCAUUUUUAUUUUAUAAUUUCUUAUUUCCAAACCAAGUCACAUGCUCAUAACAUGGUAAUACAGUGCGUCUGUUGUCGACAUGCCUGUCCAGCCAGCAGACAUGCUGACUAUAUUAUUAGAAGAGCAGCAUUGAGAUGAUCAUAUUCAAAAAUGUGUAGCUCCCUGCCAUGCAUUUUUAAUUAACCAUAUUGAGGUUACAUAUUCAAGGGUUCAUAUUUUCAUUUCAGACCCUGUGUUUAUUAUGUGAAAACGAGCUAAAAUAUCUGAAUAAAACGCAUUUUUGUUAGUGUUUCGAUUAUUUUUGUGACUUCUGAUAAAACUUGACCUAUGUUAGGAUUCUAGUGUUCAUCCAGGGACGCGCUGAGACACUAG
Messenger RNA from Gadus chalcogrammus (walleye pollock), 3918 nucleotides. It is a transcript of the gene agap2, whose product is annotated as ArfGAP with GTPase domain, ankyrin repeat and PH domain 2. Bases 146 to 2686 code for a protein of 846 amino acids. Gene Ontology annotation, molecular function: GTPase activity; GTP binding; GTPase activator activity. The record is from RefSeq and is a predicted model, not a curated record. Gene Ontology annotation, cellular component: nucleus. The transcript has 18 exons. NCBI's taxonomy places the organism in Eukaryota, Metazoa, Chordata, Actinopteri, Gadiformes, Gadidae.